CGGUUCAAUUUAAUCGCGAAAUUACUAAGAUUACUGGUGUGUGAAGGCGUUCAUGCGGUGAGAUCUGUUGUUGGCUGUCGAUAAGUACCUUCUUGACCUCCAGCGCUACAUAAGUAUACCAGAAGUGUUUGCCCCAGUUUGUUAAGUCAACGCUACUUGAGAACGUGCUAACAAGUCUGCGGGAACGAUAGCGCGAGAACCGCGACUUGAACCAAUUCAAGUGAAAACUUCAAGCGACCUCUUAGAUUGACAGAUACAAGCCAUUAAGCAAUCACACAAGUCUGCUCAUCGCAAGCUUUUCAGCGAGACACUUGUAAGCUAAGCCGAGUUCGACAACUGAACGGGCCUCAAACAAAAAACGACAUGAUGGUUGCGCGUGUCUGUCUCUUCUCCUUUGUCUCACUUAUCGUUCUCGCUGCGAUAGACGGUGGUAAAAGAGCUAGGCCACCUCGCAACAAUGAUGCCUUGAGUUUUUGUUCUUGGCUCAAGGAUAACCAACAAAAGAAGUGCGAAGCGCAACCUCUGCUCGGUCUGUCCGCGCGAGAUGGCGUCGAGCUAGCGUUAAAAGAGUGCGGGAAUAAUUUCAAAGAUCGUCGGUGGAACUGCUCAGGUGUUACCAUCGCAGACGUUUUUCAAAGACAAAGAAUGCUCAAAGCUGACGUCAGAGAAAGUUCUUACUUGCACGCUAUAGCAGCUGCUGGGGUGACCUUCCAGAUAACCAAGGGCUGCAGCCAGGGAAACUGGGAUGACUGUGGCUGCGAUCCUAAGCCCUCAGGGAGAGGAAGAAAAGAAGGCGAGCCCAGCUGGGAGUGGGGUGGAUGCUCGGAGAACUAUCGAUACGGCUACGAAUACUCUACCAAGUUUAUGGACCCGAGCAAGAGCGCUGAAAAAACAUUAUCAAACUAUCUCAUAAGACAUAACAAUGAAGCUGGAAGAAGGGUUAUCAAAGAUAACAUGGACAAAUCUUGUAAGUGCCAUGGUGUGUCUGGCUCGUGUACUGUCAAGGUCUGUUGGCGAACCAUGCCUAAGAUGGAAAAAGUUGCUUCUUUACUACGAAAAAAGUUUGAUAAUGCCGUGAAGGUGAAACUUAACAAAAACAAAACCAAGCUCACGAGGACAUAUCGGGGACGAAGAGGCCGAAAGAGGAAUACGAACAGCAAACGACCCCCGUCUUCAAGUCUUGUGUACGCCGGUAGCUCGCCGGACUUCUGCCGUGCUGACAAGAAAUACGGAGUUCUGGGCACGGUAGGAAGAACGUGCAAUAAGUCGUCGAUUGGCACGGACGGUUGUCGCAUGUUGUGCUGCGGACGAGGCUAUAACACUGUCAACAGAGUGAAAGACGUCAAAUGUAACUGUGCAUUUAUCUGGUGUUGUCAAGUAUCAUGUGAUAUUUGCAAAGAGGAGUGGAUUGAACACACAUGCAAGUGAGGCUGAGUGACGUCUCUGGAAAUCAAAUCUGGAUUAAAUUCUCAUGUGUUGUAUUCAUUCUCCACGCGUACUUUAGAGUAAACGUAACAAUCAGACAGCUGAAUCUUCAUUUUCAAGGAACGUAUUUUGGAAAGACGGCGUUGAGAAGGCGAUUUUAUUACCCUUGUUCGAGACCCAAAGGAUUCACUUCUGUCGACACGUUUUGACUUUGUCUCAACGCCUUUGACGGAACCACGGUAAUGAUUGCAAACCAUUGCGAUGAUUGCAAACCACGUAAUGAGGAUAACUUUUCACAUGGAGGUGAAGAAUGGAACGCUAAUUUUACCAGGUUUACACCAGCAUGUUUUUCUCGACUGAAGUACAUAGCAAGGAAAAUGGUUUCAAGCUUUAUACCGGACCCAAAAAUUAAACUUCUCACGAUUACUUUCCAUGAAACUACUUCUCGUUUUCUUCCAUGCACUUUGCCAGAAAAAAAAUGUCCAAAAAAAUUUGAUAGUGUAAUUUCGGCCUUCUCGUCGCCCAUUUUUAGGAACAGAAUUCCAACAACCGCCUCGUUUCUUAGAGUUGUGUUGUUUGCACUGUGUACAUAUUUAUGAGAACUUGUAGAGAAAUGUGAAGAUCUGAAUUGCGCACACACUCUCACAAAUUCAUCUCUAUCUCUGAUUUUUUUUUUCUGCUCAAAAUUAAUUCAGUAAAUCACAUUCUGAGGAAUAAGAUUCGUGUAAUCCACAUCAAUAGUCAACGCAGACAUCCGUCAUUCUCUCGCGCUAGAAGCUUCUUAAAGUUAGCACGAUGUCACAAUUACAGUCGCGUUACUGUGGCAUCCAAGAUCCUUGAAGGUAUUACCCAGAGUAGAGCUGAUUUAAAGUCGUCUUUCACUAAAAAAUGUAAGAUUCUUUACAUAAGGACAAUUGCAAGAACUUAUUCCCGUAAAUGCGAGAAUUCGAACUGGACUAAUAUGAACGCCUUGAAAAUAUAUUUCUUCCUGUAUGAAUUUUUUUUCUUCUCAAUCUAAUGUCACGAGGGUUAUCUUAUCCUACACAAUGCAAAGAUAUGUUUAUUAUAUAUUUCUGUGUAUACAAGCCUUUAUUUAUGAAAAUGUUACCUUAGGUAGAAAUCCAGUGUUUGAACACAUUGCACUUUAGAUCAGGAUAAAAAUCUCUAAAGAAAUGAAA
Messenger RNA from Stylophora pistillata, 2603 nucleotides. RefSeq names its product protein Wnt-7b. Gene Ontology annotation, biological process: neuron differentiation; canonical Wnt signaling pathway; cell fate commitment. Lineage: Eukaryota; Metazoa; Cnidaria; Anthozoa; Scleractinia; Pocilloporidae. Gene Ontology annotation, molecular function: frizzled binding; cytokine activity. Gene Ontology annotation, cellular component: extracellular region. The record is from RefSeq and is a predicted model, not a curated record.